Molecule: messenger RNA, 324 nt
Organism: Tupaia belangeri chinensis (Chinese tree shrew)
Lineage: Eukaryota; Metazoa; Chordata; Mammalia; Scandentia; Tupaiidae
Product: 28S ribosomal protein S33, mitochondrial-like
Exons: 1
Coding region: 49-234 (61 amino acids)
Source: RefSeq, a predicted model, not a curated record
UGAGGAAGGUUGCGCACAGAAGGACUCUGGCACUUUGCUGCUUAAGAAAUGUCUUCACUUCCAGGAUAUGCCUUGCGCAUGAGUCGUCUGAGUGGCCGGCCGUCUGGGGAAGUCGCCAGGCCUACUGAUUCCAAAUCCAUGAAAGUGGUGACACUGUUCAACGAACAGCCUUUGGCCAAGAGGAGGGAGAGCUAUGACUGGUAUCCAAGUCACGACACCUCAUUGCAUUCAUGAGGACACUUCGAUUUCUUGGCCUCUACAGAGAUGAGCAUCAAGAUUUUAAGGGUGAGCAAGUGCGUUUAAAGCAGCUUCAUGGAAAGGGGA